AUGCAUAGGUGCUAUUGUGGUCAAAGCCGAGGUAGCUUUGCGGGCACGGGCAGCAGCAUCUUGAAGUCAUCGAGCCACGUCAGCAGACUGCAUCAACAGCAACAGCAGCAGCAACCGUUACGCGCUGAUCUCUUAUCGUUGACGUCAUCAUCCAGGCAGAGCAUGCGACCGACGCAGUUUGUGAAGUGGCCCAAUUUGAAAGGGAACGCCGAGCUAGGCUUGGGUCACUCCAAAAGCGAGUUGAGCCGUAAUUUCAGCAGACGCAAUUCCGCAACGACCAUAUUGAGCCACUGCUCCAGCUGCUGCAGCUCUAGCGGGUGCGGCGCUCUACAACAAAAACAGCGCGACAGCCGCGUUAAGGUGCUAAGUUGGGGCACCGGCGAGCACCGGAAUAGCAGCGGGUACAACAACAACAACGGCCAUUGCGAACACACCGACAACCGACGUCUCUAUGAGCAACGCGCCUGCGCCGUCAGUCGCAUAGCAACUGAAGGUCAGGGUCAGGUUCAAGGUAGGAGCCCAGAGACUCCAUCAACUUUGCCCAACCCCACACCGGAAGGCAAUGAUGAUCUGCAGCGCCUCCAGUCAUUACAACAAUUCAGGCUUCUCAAUGCCAGCGAAUGUUUCAGUGCCCAGAGACAGGAUGAACUGCGUCUACAGCACGCCUACGACAAACUGGGCGUGGCUGACAAUGCCAAGUGGCAGAAGAACAAAGCGAACGAAUGCAGGCAGCAGACCGUGAAGGCAAUGACAACGACAGGUCCGACGCCCUACGCCAUGCAUCAGAGGCUCUUGCAGCUGCGACUACGAGAGGAGGAGGCAUGCGGCAGAGGCUGUGGAGCCCCUUGCGCACCGUUGGAGCGAAGCUGUGCCCUGAGAUAUAAUUGACAAUAGCGGCACGUUGUCGCAAUUAGUAAAUCUUAAUAUUAAAUGCAACAAAGCAAAUUAUGUAUAAUAUAUAUAAAUAACUAUUGCUAAGGCAGAGUUUAAGGGCUGCUUUUCAACUGAUAAGCCCACAGCUGGGAAGGUCCAGUUGGAGCCUCUGAUGUGGCAAUGUUGACUUAGGAAACAAUUAAAUAUUAUUGAAGUGUAUAUGACAUAAUUAUAUAGACCUAUUCUAAAAUUUACAUAUAUAACAUACAUAUACAUAUUUGCAUGGAUAAAAAAAAUGUAUGGAGCGAGUUAUUAGUACGGCCAGAAUUGUUUGAUUUCCUUAAAUAAAGUUCUUUACUACUA
Messenger RNA from Drosophila montana, 1236 nucleotides. RefSeq lists its product as uncharacterized. The record is from RefSeq and is a predicted model, not a curated record. The transcript has a single exon. NCBI's taxonomy places the organism in Eukaryota, Metazoa, Arthropoda, Insecta, Diptera, Drosophilidae. The coding region runs from base 1 to 888 and encodes 295 amino acids.